AUUGGAUUGAAGCGGCCGUACCCGGCUAGUAUGGAGGAGUGCAAGAAAAGGUCACAAGGCACUAAAGUUUCGAAAAUCGCUAAUAUUUUUCAAGGGAUGCCGUCAAGAGACGAUGAAGAUAUGCGUGGAAGUGAUGUGACAGUGGUGCGAACCGAAAGCCAUCUGGCUAGGUUUAACAAUGCAAGAGCUUUGUUCGAAAAAUUAGGUGAAGAAAACCGUAGUUUUCGUAUUGAAAAGUCGCCGUCUGCGGCAGCCAGUUUUGCCGGUACGCGUGGAGUGCUCCCGGUGAUCCCCGCGCGAUCUCGGUCUAGUUCAGCGGGUUCUGUAAGCCCAACGCGAAACAAUGCUACAGCAGCAUGUCCUAUGGCACCGGCUGUUAACGGUGACAGACUAUCCAAUGGUGCUAUGCAACAACCACCACCUAAACCAGCUAAACCUAGUGUUCUUCCUAAGCCAGAAAAACCGGAUAGACGUUUUAAUAAAGAGCUUAUAGAAAAACAGAGAAACUGGACCGCUCACUUUAAUAAAUCCCGACCGUCUAAAUAUGAUCCAGAACAGAGAUCUGAUUAUAAAUCAUCAUCUGGGUACCAAGAUAGAAAGUCUCCAGAUGGGGCUGAUAGACAUGUAGUCCCCUCAAGAGUUUACUCACCACCGCUAUCCCCGGGAGCUGGUGAUUCACACGUGGAACGCCCAAAUACUCUUCCUGCUUCUUUAGUUAAUCGAGGUAUACAUGUUGCGAAAUCUCCUAGUCCUGUAAAAAUCAUCGCUCCAGUGUUACCUUCGCCUAGAACUAAUAAUACUAUACCUCCCACCGCUAGAUCCGAAAUCCUUACGUCCCCUAAAGUUAAACGCGAUAGUUCAAAUUCGCCUAUUAGUCAACAACAACCAAGUCCUCCGAAAGUAGAACCAAUAGAAAGGCUACAUGCAAAAAAAGCAUCGGUAUCUCCUGAAGUAGAGAAAGGAAAUAUCGAGGAUAAUAUAUUAGAAGACAUUAUCGAUCAAUCUGGCUUAUUGCCCUCUUCGACAGAAACAGAUUGCACUUCCCCUAUACAAACUUAUACGUUACAAGAAAGCUAUGACGUUGAUAAAAGUUCAAUAUAUUACAAAGCUCCGCCGUCACCUCCGGCUCGGCUACCAAAAUCACCACCACCUUUACUCGAUGAAGAAGACUUAAUAAUAGACACUGGCGCCAUUACAAAAUUAAUGCCAGAUGAAAUAGAGUCUAUACAGAGUAUGACAAAAGAAGACGAUAGCAAUUACAACAUUGAUCAUGCAGUAAUUUUAAAGUCGUCUUCGUCUUCGUCAAUCCCUUCUCUCCAACGUGACACCACUAAAGAUAAUAGUAUUCUUGAAUUAGAAUCUUCUGCUAUGCAAACACCUGAUGUUUGUCAUAUUGUGCUGAGGUCUCCAACGAACAGCCAGGAGGAAGAUGGCUAUGAAACAAUACUUUAUAGUGGUGAUUGGGAUGAAAAAAGUAAACGAAGAUCUUCGACGCCCGAGGUGUCUCCUGGCGCAGCUCAGGCUGAGGAUACUCCACAGUCUCCACUCAUUUCACCACUGGCGUCUCCGGUUCACAGUCUGCCCUACUCAUCGUCCCCGGCUCUUGCUUCGCCUUCGCCUUCGCAAGUGGGCGGCGGCCGCAAAUCAUCGGAGAGCGAGGAGGUGACCAGCCGAGCGCGGUCGCGGGCUUCCAGCGUGUCUGAUGAGGGUGGCUUCAACGAGCCCUCCCCUGAAGUGGUGGCGCGACUGCGACCGGCCGAUUACCGCGAACCGCCCGCCCUCACUCAGGACAUACGUGACGCCGAGCGAGCCCGGUCCGAUCCCGACACUCUAUCUGUACUUCAGCAGGACUCAGGUGUAGUAGUAAGCGAGGCGAGUCAGGGCUCCAUAGAGGUGCUCGAUAAAUCGACCACCAGCCAAUGGAGCGUCUCGGAGGAGGCUCCGGGGGAGGCGCGCGGGGAGGCGGGGGCCACUGAGGAAGAAGAUGCGGAUGCCAAGCAGCCCGACAGCAUGACUCCCGACGAGGCAGAGAUACUGUUGAGCUCCAGUAUUCUGGAGAAAAAACUUAGGCAAGAAGCUCUGCUGUCGGACGAGCAAGCGCAAGAGAUAGUGGCAAUGCUGUCGCCCCACACGUUGCCGCACGACAACGGCGUGUCGCUCAACGACAGCUACCAGUCUGUGCUCUCUUACGAGAGCAUGCAGUCAGUGGACGAGAGCUACGAGUUCGUUUCUUUGGAAGCGGAUGCGGGCAUGGGCGCCGGGGAUGCGCGUGCGCAGUCCACCCUGGAGUCCGAGUCGGCGCCAGAGCCCGAGCCGGUGUCCGAGGCGCAACCGGAGCCGGCCACGGUGUUCGAUCACUACCCCCCAAUGUCGCUGCGGGAACUCGCCGAGGAGAACGGCAUUCACUACUUCGAGGAUGGACAUUUCUAUACAGAGGUCGCCGGACUUCCACCGGUCGAAGAAGACGAGGAUGACGACUAUUACCCACCAGUAUUUGUUAAGAGAAAUACCAAAGUGAAGUUCAGUACGGAUCCCAUGCGCGUAUUUUCAACGCAUUCGGUGCGAGAAUACGAUCGGCGCAACGAAGAUGUUGAUCCAGUGGCCGCCUCCGCUGAGUACGAAUUAGAGAAGCGCGUAGAAAAAAUGCAUGUAUUCCCCGUGGAUCUUAUCAAGGGCGCAGACGGAUUGGGCCUUUCUAUUAUAGGAAUGGGCGUAGGAGCGGAUGCAGGGUUAGAAAAACUGGGAAUUUUUGUGAAAACUAUCACCGAAAGCGGAGCAGCCGCGCGGGAUGGUAGAAUACAGGUUAACGACCAGAUCAUCGAAGUCGACGGAAAAAGUUUGGUUGGCGUUACGCAAGCCUACGCAGCGUCAGUUUUACGAAAUACGUCGGGCCCCGUGAAGUUCCUAAUCGGGCGUGAAAAGGAUCCUGAUAAUAGCGAAGUAGCUCAUCUAAUUCGACAGUCACUUGCAGCCGAUAAAGAGAGAGAAGAAAGGGCAACUCGCGAACGUCAACGACGCCAACAGACCGAGGAGGAAGCCAGCCCGCCCGCAACAGACGCCAGACAUCCCGACAUCGCCGAAUUACGUGCACUUCUCAACGAAUUGGUGGGUAUGGAGUCAGGCGGCGGCAGUGGUGCGGAGAUAAGUGCGCGCGUUCGGGAGUGGUGUGCAGCGAGAGCGCCCAGCGAACAUUUGAGACGUGCGUUGGCGGCCGCUGCGGAUACAGCGCACCGAGCUCACCGAAAGUAUGACAAGGCGAGGCGUGCUCUACGCGAAUGGCGUCGUACGCGCGCGAUGGUGCGUGCGCGCGAGGAGUGGUGGAGCAGUGCGCUGAGAGAGGCGCAUCGCGAGUACGCCACCGCACUGUCCGCACUGCACGACCGGGUGGCCAGACUCGAGGUGCUGUUGUUGGAAACUCAAAAGAAAGCUGGUUUGCCUGUUAUGUUACCUCACGAACCUUCCGCCCGGCGAGAGACACCUCCACUGCCGCGGCGACCUGAUCCAGAUCCACUACUUAUCAAUGAUCCUUGGAGUUCAGACAGCGACCUCUCGGACCUGUCCCCUAUAGAAGACGAGUACGCUAAAGUGGACAAGUCAGAUAAGAAGCCCCGUGAAGCGCCCGAUAUAGGCGACGUCACCGUUGUUACUACCACUGCCAGUGACGACAAAACCAUUAACGUCAGCACCAAGGUGCCUGCACGUUGCACUGGUUAUAACAUCAGACAGGGAUGCAGGAAUAUACAGGGUGUCUUGUUGAGAUGGGUCACUAUGGACAGUUCUGUGACGUCAUACGCCAACGCCACCGCGACGUAUGCCACGGUGAGCACGUCGAAUUCGUACAGUGACGUCACCACUGCAACUACGUACGUCAACGUGACAUCGUCAUCGGCGUCAACCGCUGCUCCUACAUCUAAUUCCAUUAGCCACGUGACUGUGACAACGAUAGCCCCAGCCGUUGUAACUGACACUUUAAGCGGGGCAAGCACCACGGGCGUUUCAGUCGCAAGUGUCACGCCUAUCACUCAGAGCGUGACGAGCGGUGUAGUAGCAGGGACAGGGCCGAGUAGUGAAGGCGUGACGUCACGCGAACUGGACGCAGCGGUACCGCGAAGCGCUUUACUGGACACGUCUGCACAUCGCGCGCGCACCGAUCUCGCACGUCAUAGACACCACGCGCCGCUCUCUCAUUCCACACACUCGCCGCAUUCGCUCAGUAAUGCCAGUUCCUAUGACGGACUAGACGACUCUUACAACGACUCCGCAGACGAAUCGCUAAGUGAAUCAACGUCAGGUGCACCACAUUCCACUCACCACACGCGGGACACCCGACAAAGUUGCGGUAGCUCGGUAGGCAGUGCCACCGAUGACGCGGUAUAUUCUCGAGAUCACAGACAUCAUCCGCUCUCAGGUCCGCCAGCGUCGUUGGCCGAACAACUGAAGCAGGUGCUUGCGGAGCGCGAGCGUCGCCUCGCAUCCGGCUCGUCCCCCCACCCGGACCCCGUGCAGCUCACCAACGACCUCGUCGACGAGAUCCGCCAGGCCGUCAGCGAGGCUAAUGCAAGAGUGAAGAAAGCUCCGGCUUGUGUAGUCGGCGGCGAGGUGCCGUGGCAGCCGCUGUCGGCCGCCGCGUCUGAGGCGAGCCUGUCGCCGCCACCGAUGCCGCUACCUGCGUUGCCGUUGCCACAGCCGCCCAGCCUCUGGACCAAGCAGCAGGUAUGGCAAUGGAUUUCCGGUCUCGGCGAGGGGCUCGAACGUCACGCAGGCGCGUUUGCGACGCGCGGCGUUGACGGCACAUUGUUACUGACCCUCAGUUCCUCCGACCUCAAGUUGCUCGGCCUGGCGGGCGACGACCGUAGAAGGAUGAAACGACGCCUAAAGGAGCUCCGAUCCGCGCACGAGAAACACCUCAAAGCGAUGAAAAAGGCCGAGAAAAAGGCUAAGAAAAAGUAACAUCUGCCAAAUUAAAAUAUAACUAACAUUCUCGAGUAGGGCUGCCAUAAAUGCCGCGUGGACUUUAUUGCGAUUGGUCGUGAUUUUGUGUCGGGUUAUACAGCGUUCACGCCAUUUUGAACGUGUUUUGGAACAAAGUUUGCAGAGUUCUCAAAAUUUAAUUUGAGGCGUUCUGACGUUCAUGUGAACACUUCAUUUAUAGUAAUCACUCAUCGCUGGACACAUUUCGGUACCUCUACACGCGGUGUUAUAAGUUGUGUGUUUGAAAACUUUGUGUAACAAUGAUCACGAGAUUUAGUAAAUAAUGGUAAAUAAUAAUAUAUUAAACUUACAUAAAUAAGAACUUUAUUGAUUGUAAAAUGGCUGUAUAUCAGUAUAGGACUGGUAUGAAUAUCAAAUCUGCCGUGCUAAUGAAAGGGGUUUUUUUUUUCUAAAACAAAAUUUCAGACUUGUCCUGUAUCUUUAAAAGGAUCUCUAACUACGAUUCUCAUUCGUUUCUGUCGGAACCCGGCAACGAAAGUCAGAUAAACAAGCAGAACAAGUCUGAAACACUUUUUAGUAAUAGUCAGAAAAGAGCAUUUUCUUUAGCACGAAAGACAUUUAUACUACACGAUAAUAACGUAAAACGACGUCGAUAGCAACCAUUCUAAAAACCUCUAAUCUAAAUUGACAGGUUUAAAGAACAAGACUAGUGUCAUUGUAAAAUGCUUUCGGUGUAUCAAAAUAGCAUUAUUUUUAGACCUGUUAAUUUUGUUUAGUCCAAGAUUUGUGUAAAAUUGGUAUCGAUAGCUACACAAAAAAUGUAGUUAGUACCUUACUAAUUAAAAUACCUUGUUACGAUGUUCGUUUAUCGUUUAGUUGAGCAAUCUUAUAAUGCACUCCCGCCAAAGAGAGUCACAGUUCACAUCAAUCGACAAUUCAACCGUAACAAUUUGUAUGUUCAUUUAGUCUUUAAGUAUUUUAUUCUUUCCUAUUUAUGCAUUUCUUGCCUUAUUUAUUAGCGUCUUACGUUCAUGUGGCAGCUUUUUAUUCUUCAUUUUUAUAUUUUUACGACUCUGUAUGUGAUUGGUGUGAACUGUAUUCAACUCAAUCUGUAUUAUUAUUUUAAAACAAAUGAUAAUUGAAUAUGAUGCGUCAUAAGUAUAUAAAAGUUGCGUGUAUUCUUUCAGUGCGUACACGCGAAAGAAGUGAAACUUCUUUGGUUUGUUUUCAUAGGCUCAUAUAUGUGUUGGGAUAUUUUAAAAAUAUACCUCGAGACUGCCCCAGCAUUUCACUAAACAUGUUUCUGGUCGUAUUUGUACAUAAAAAUCUAUUAUGCACAAACAAUUUUCCUUCAAACGAAAUACUCGCUACCGCGUCUAGAGAAGUUUCACUUCAAACUUGGUGUGCAAAUGAAAUGAGCUGUUUUUUAAAUAGUAAAAAUUUACUGUGUUAGGGAUAAUUAGUUGUAGUACGAGUAUCGCGUCAUUAUAUCGUUCGCCACAUAAAUUACCGUCGCAUCAACGUAUCUGGCGUUCGAUGAUUAUUGCCGUGGACGCUAACAUAAACUAUCGACACACGCUUGCCGAACAACUGCAAACGUUCACAGUUACAGGGCUCUCCUAAGUUUUUCAACGCCUAGCAGCUUUCAGAUCGAGAGAAGGGUUUUGUUCUCUCACCGUAAGCAACUUUGCGACAAAUGUUUCCAAGCCAUUCCCACGUUUACUGAAUCCUUCAGAUAUUUGUUAGAUGCCGUUAAAUUAUCAUUUUUUUAUAUUUAGAUUAAAUCGGGAUUAGUUAUAUCUACGCCUAUUAUAUUUGAAACAUCGAAAUAAACGUAAUACGGAUGUUUGAGAGCCAAACUCCUGUCGAGGGUUGAACUUGCUAUUGCACAGCAAGCGUGUGGCGGUACCUUAAUAAUUUACGGUUAAUACUUACAUCCUAAUAUAAUAAUAUAUGGUACAUAAAUGACUGAUCCAUGAUUAGUCAUAGCGGUAGAGUACAGCCGCUUAUAGCAUAGAGUGCCAUCUGAUUUGUAGCUUUUAGAGGGUAGAGCUGCUUCGAACGAGGAAACGAAUCGUAUUGAUCGAAAAGUAGGCUAAAUAUAAGUUAACGUGAAAUAGAACGACCCGAUUAAUAUAUAUAGCGCUACCAAAGUGACAUAAAUACGACUAAUAUAUUAUUUUCAAUGGUGAAAUUCUUCGUUGUUCCUACAUUUUAUAUUAAAUGUCUAUACUUCUCACUGAGUUGGAUGCGAGUUUAUGGAUUGUCUGAUAAUACUGGCUCAAUCUAGUCAUAAGAUGAAUUUGUAAGCUGUUUGGAACCUUAUGAAAUACCACUAUAGCAUUUUUUCUCGGAAUUUUCAAGUUUUUAGGAUAAAUUGUAACUUUGAAGUGUAAUAAUUUAGGAUCUAUGUAUUGGAUAAACGAUUACAUUGCGAUAGUUAUCUUAGGUCAAUAUUCGAAAAAUACAAAUUGAUUUUGGUAACGGCAUUUAUUUAUAAAUUGUAUUGCACAAAAUGUACUUAGACAGGUGACGGAAUAUUUGUAUGAGUCACCGAUUUUUUAGUGUAAUUGCAACAUAAUAUUAUUGUAUCAAAAGCAUUCAUCCAAUCAAUAUGACGUGAUCUCAUCAUGAAAUAAAUCUGCAUGUUUUUCAUCCACUAUUAGGAUGCGUUCAAAUUAGCGGCCAUGUGCCACGCGAAAGAUUGGCAGUAUUCAGUGCUAAAUCUUGUACACAAACAAAUCUCUAAACUAAAAAGAUUAGAAAUUUCCUAUUCUAAAGGGAGCUUGAAAAGGGUAACACUACAUUUAGGUCUAUCAUGAAUUAAUCUAGAUUUUGGUGACAAAAGAAUUUCUGCCUUUUUCCAAAUGACAGUUAGUAAUUACACUUAAAUGAUUCCCACCAACCCCCAUCGCCCAGUCAGCCGCGCUUUUGCAGCGAUGCAGUCGCACGCCACAAGACAGCUAAAUUAAACGCAUUCAUCCAUUCAGUAUUUGCUAGAAAAACUCCUUUCUCCUCAGUUCCUGUGUUAAAAAUCUACAAUUUUUAUAUUACAUUCCAAUAACUUUCUCUCAAUAUAGUUAUUUCUGUGUGUGAUUUGAAUUAUUUAGAAGAGCUUUAUAGUUUUCUUAGGCAACUUUCUAGGGUUUAUCUAAGUGUUAAUCGGUAUUCAUUGAGCGUGUUUGGUUCUGUAGUGACGUUUACCGUGUAAAUAUAGUCUCAAGUGAACUGACUGGAGACUUACCGUAUGUUUGUUGUGUUCGUAUGAUUGAUGUUCAUCAUUUAGAUUAUUUAUUUCAAUUAAGAUUUAACGAUUAAUAUAAGUAGGACUCCAUUAACGAUUGCCAAAAUUGAUGAGUACUUUUUUAUCUUUGUUGACUUUUUUUUUUUACUCCCCCUUAAAUUAUUUUAAUAUUUAUUUUGGGACCAAAUUAAUUUAUUAUAAUCCUACAACUUAUUGUUUGUGUAUUUGGGUGUGUUCAGAAAAAGAAUUUUAUUUAUAAAUAAAUAAAGAAACCAAAGUCUA
Messenger RNA from Pararge aegeria (speckled wood butterfly), 8458 nucleotides. RefSeq lists its product as uncharacterized. The record is from RefSeq and is a predicted model, not a curated record. Lineage: Eukaryota; Metazoa; Arthropoda; Insecta; Lepidoptera; Nymphalidae. Gene Ontology annotation, molecular function: actin filament binding. The coding region runs from base 31 to 4950 and encodes 1639 amino acids. The transcript is spliced from 23 exons. Gene Ontology annotation, cellular component: actin cytoskeleton; cytoplasm; postsynaptic density. Gene Ontology annotation, biological process: calcium-mediated signaling; actin filament organization; neuron projection development.